This is a messenger RNA of Symbiodinium sp. CCMP2592, 945 nucleotides long. The record is from the annotation of a GenBank genome assembly. Lineage: Eukaryota; Dinophyceae; Suessiales; Symbiodiniaceae.
AUGCCGGUCAAACGAAAGACGGUCAGCAAUGUGAAGCGCAAGCCUGCAGCUGCUCUGCCGGCACGGAAGCGACGCAAAGAAGAUGGCCCUGCCUGCGGCGUGUUCGUGCAGAACGCCCCUCGCGGAACGGAUGUGCAGGCCAGAUUCUCGAACGAGCGCUUCGCAGAAGGCGGCUUCCGCCAUGUCUACAAAGGCGUCUACCUCUCCGGACCCCGAGAGGGGGAGGAGUGCGUGAUGAAAGAGUUCAAGACUGGAAGCGUCCACGAAGCAACGUUCUUCGAGGCCGAUGUCCAAGCCGUCAAGAAGGCUGGGCAGCUGAUUCAGAAAUUCAACGAUGCAAACAUCGUCAGCAAGCGCGUCUAUCUCAACGAGCCGGAGGUUUGGUCCGGCUCUGGCGGCCGAAUUGCGGGACACAAGGUCCUCGUCGAGCCGAUGAUUCAAGGUACCUAUUUUCGCUUCAACAGCAAUACUGGCUAUGCCGAGCCAGACACGGCAACAAUGCAGGCCUUGUCGCACUUUUCCUACCAUAUCUCGAACGGACAAUAUCUGCUGUGCGACCUACAGGGUGGUCGCUACGAUGGCUUUUACAUCCUCACCGACCCCGUGAUCCACAGCAAGGGAAAGGAGUUUGGUGGCACAGAUCUCGGGCAGGAAGGCAUCGAGAACUUCAUGGCACACCACCGUUGUGGUCGCUUCUGCGACCCAAACUGGAAACUCCCUCCAGCCAAAAAGCUGAUCCCCCGUUUCGAGGCAGUGGCUGGUACCACGUUUGGUGAAGCUGCGGCGCUGUUCACGAAGGAGCAGCGCAAGGACCUGGAGAUCAAGGUCAACAAAGAGGUCCGGAUCAGCAUCCGGAAACUAUGGGAAGGUGCUCUUCCCUCUGACAAGAAGCAGAUUGUGGUCGACAGAUCCAAGCGAGUCACGGCCAAAGCCGUCCCAAGCUGA